AUGCGCCAUGCGGCUCCAGGCCAGCAGGGGGCGCUGUGGACGGUGAAACAGCCCCCAGGGGAACUGUUGUGGUGUCCGGAAGAAGGACUCAGCAUGGCGGAUAUUUUUACCACUUCAUCCUUUGCUUUACAGUGUUAAUAUAAAUAUCGUAAAAUGAAUCCCGAAUGUAAAACCGUGGCGCUGCAGUGAGCUGUAUCUUCAGACACCAACGGCUGUUUUGCACACUGCGCAGGUCUGAGCUGGAGCAGCUGUUGACACCGCUGUCUGUCUUCUCUGCACACGUCCUGACUUGUGACCCAGUUUGGUUUGGUCUCCUGAGUGGGAUGAAACGUCAGGAGCCUGAACACAGAACAAAGAGGGUUUCAUCUUAAUUCAAAGAAGAACUAACCUCAGUGAAAACAAACCGAACACCAAACACUAACAAUGGGUGAAGUGACUGUCGAGGUAGAUGCGGAGGUGACAAAACAGGACUUCUCCUCAGACCCUCUGCCAGAGCCGCUGCUGAUAAUCCUCUCCCCACCUCCACCUUUCUUACCGGUCCCCGGUGAGCCGACGAUGUUUUGGCAUAAGUGGCGUAAAGCUUUCGAACACUACGUUGAGGCGCUCGGUGAGAACAAGCUCGUGGACUCCAGUAGGCGUGUGCUCUUACAGAACUGCCUUGGCCUAGAGGGCCAGCGUAUCUUCACAACACUGAUCCCGAGUGAAACCACCUAUGCGGCAGCCAUCUCCUCGCUGACGGUUUACUUCUGCUCCGAUCACAGCUCUCAGGUGCGCCGCCUUCAGUUCCAUCAGAGGGCUCAGAUGCCCGGAGAGACCGUAGAUGUUUUUGUGUCCGCGCUGGAAGAACUGCUGCGGCCUUGCAGCUAUGGAGACUUACAAGACGAGCUUAUUCUGGAUCAGCUGAUUGAGAAAACAAACUGCCCACAACUCCGAGAGAGGCUGCUGUUGGAGAGGGAAACUCUGACCUUGGACAAGGCAUUGGUCAUUGCUAAAGAGGUUGAAUUUGCUUUAAAUGAACCCGAACUGUUUGGUUUUCACGAGGUCAGUGUGGACAUCGGGGACGAUUUAGACUCUCCUGUUCAAAUAAAACGCAAAAGAGGGCGGCCUCGGCGCGGGGAGGGAAAGCCGAAAACCCCCGCAAAACCACGCUGGACUAAAACCCCGACAAGAUCAUCGAGAUACAAAGACAAUUACAGCAACAAUAAGCUACAUUAUUGUGAAAAUGAUGAUGUGUCUAAGAGUGACGAUGAAGCCUGCGAUAAAGCAGGUACUGAAAAUAAUGGAGCCUUGUCGUCGUCAUCACAGAGGAUGGAGGAGGAAGCCUGCGACAAUGCUAGUGAAUGUGUCGAUGAUGAUGAAGAAGAAGAAGAAGAUGAUGAUGAUGAUGAUGAAGAUGAGGACUUUUACCCGCCUAAACUCAAAGGCCCCUACUGUCCUAUCUGUAUUGACACGCGCUUCCGGGACGCAAACAAGCUCGCCAGGCACAUGAGGAUGCACACGAAGGAGAAACCGUUCCGCUGCCCCGUGUGCGUCAUGACAUUCAGCCAGUCCUACCACAUGACCCGGCACAUGAGGAAGAAGCACGGCGCGGGCCAGUAUGUCUGCCCCACGUGUGGGAAAAGUUUGGAGAGCUUUGCGGGGCUGCAAAGUCACAAGAGGGCGCACGCGUCACGAGUUCUGUCCUGUACCGACUGUCACGAAAAAUUCACUGACAACGAUGCGUUCUCUAGUCACGUCAUGUCACAUAGCGAAGACCGCUCGACCCAGGCAGAGGGACCGAGUUCUCAGCAAAGUGACCAAGCGAAAAGCAAAGAAAUAGUCGAUUCACGUAACACUGAUAAUUACGACGAUAGCGGGGAUGAUAAUGGGGAUUCUCAAGAUAAAGAAUCUAAAGUUAAUGUUAAGAUGGAAGAGAAGGACACCGAUGGAGGUAAAUCUCAAGAUGAAGACAGUCUGAAAGAAAAAGUUGCCAAAACAAAAGGCCAUUUCUGUCACAUCUGCGUCGGCAGGCGCUUCAGAGGGCCGAACAAACUCGCCAGACACAUGAGGACGCACACGAAGGAGAAACCGUUCAGCUGCCCGGUGUGCGCUAUGACCUUCAGCCAGUCCUACCACAUGACCCGGCACCUGAGGAAGCAGCACGGCUUGGGCCAGUACAUCUGCGAAAAAUGCGGGAAAAGUUUAGGGAGCUGGCUGGAGCUGAAAGCGCACAAGAAGACUCAUGCAGUUGAAGGUCUGACGUGUCUCGCGUGCGACAAACAGUUCAAGGAGAAGGCUGCACUUGUGAGUCAUCUCAAAUUACACAAGAAAGUCCAGUCCAGCCCUCGGAGCCUCAUCUGCAGCGACUGCGGCAAAGUAUUUGGUCGAAUGUAUCACCUGAAAAGGCACAUAGUGACCCAUCGCAAAGCAACAAACGGGGAGGCUUACACGUGCCCCGAUUGUCAGAAGAAUUUUGCCUUCCCAGAAGACCUCAACAAACACUUGGAGAUCCAUGUGAAAGAAAACAAUGGGACUUGUCCAAAGUGUAACGAAACCUUCAGUAGUCCAGAAGGUCUGGAGACGCACAUGGGGGUUCAUGAAAAGUCUUACGCCUGCAACACCUGUGGGAAGAAGUUUAAGGUGGAGUACGCUCUGAAGAAGCACGAGCAAGGCCACCAAAAUCAGCAGUAUUACUGUUCUUUGUGCCGCAAACGCUUCGUCAAGCUGUCUCACUACAAGAGGCACGUAAUGGUCCACGACAGACGGGAAUCGAGGUGUCCGCACUGUGACGCCGUCUUUCUGCAGUUAACGGCUUUGAAGUAUCACCUGCGGACUCAUACGGAGGAACGGCCGUUCCAGUGCACCUGUUGUAUCGAGACCUUUGAGGAGAAGGAGGAGCUCGAGCAGCACCGCUUCAAACACAGGAAAUUCAAGAAGGAGAGGCCGUACUCGUGCACUCGGUGCGAUGCCGCUUUCUCAACACUGAUUGAGCUGACAGACCACAUGAGCUCACACGACGGAGAGCAGCCGAUGAACUGCCCCGUCUGCGGCAGGACUUUCCUCAACAAGAACAAGAUGGAGAAGCACCUGGGCAUCCACUCGGGGGAGAGACCUCAUCUCUGCUCCAUCUGCGGCAACGGCUUCCCGUCGGCCGCCAGCCUCAAGUUGCACGUCCACAUCCACACGGGAGAGAAGCCCUUCCAGUGUCUGCAGUGCAGCAAGAGCUUCAGGUCAUCCAGCGGGCUGCGGCUGCACAGCAGGCAGCACAUGGAGGUGCGGCCCAGCUACGAGUGUCCCGAGUGCGGCAGGACUUACGGUCGCAUGACGGAGCUGAAGAUGCACCAGCGCUAUCACACGGGCGAUAAACCGUACGCGUGCUCCUGCUGCAACAAGCGCUUUAUAAGCAAAGACAAACUGAACGUUCACAUGAGGAUACACACGGGGGAGAGGCCGUACUCCUGCCCCCGCUGUGGACAGACCUUUACACAGACCGGAGACAGAAACAGACACAUCACUAAAUACCACUAGUUAGAUGCUGUAGAGACCGUGAACUCCUAGGAACUUGUUGCAUUUGGAUGAUGGCGGCGGUGGUUUUGCAUAUUUGUAGGCGCUGGUAGCAGUCGGAAUAGAAUCGGACUCUGAUUAUUCACAUUAUUUGAUCAAGAAUAAGAAACCAAAAUAAGCUGUAGUAGGCAGAUUUAGGCUACCACGAACACUAAAAUGUGAAAUGAUUAGGUUGUGUGGUUGUUUUUUUGGUAAAUUAAAGAAGAACAUCGAUGUUAUCCGUUGUAGAAUAGAAUAGAAUUCAAAACACGGCUUUAAAUUAUCGACCAGUGGUCAAUCAAUAAUAAUCCUUAUUUAUAUCGCACAUUUCAUACAGACUAUGUAGCUCAAAGUGCUCUACAUUUAAAAAUAAAUAAAAACAGAAAACUUUCCUUUUAGAGAAAGCAUGCAUUUCUGUGAAAUCAACACCUCACUGACAGUUUCAAGUAUCAACAAAGACGAAGCAUUACAAGUGCUUCAAGGUCUAUUUACUCCUAUUACUUUUCACUUCUUCUAAGGAAUAUUAACACGUAUUUCUACAAAAGCCUUUGUUCAGUAUGAAUUCAAUGGUUUCAAGGAUAGUUUAUUGUUAUUAUGCAACACGGGUUGCAGCUAUUAUUCAACAGCUUGUUUUACUGCUUUUUGCAAAAACACAUUUACAUUUGGAUCAUGGAUUGUGCUUUUAAGGGUGGUCUGAUAUCUAAGACUCCACACCCGCUGUAUAAUAGCCACCUUCUCAGUGCAGCAAGCAAAAACGUGCAAAACCACAGAUUUUUUUUUUUUUUCGUGCUACUACAAGCCUUUACUUUUGUUUCACCAUCCCAACAGUUUGUAGCUUCUGUGCUGUUUUCUGCCAGCUUCACACCUGGACUUUGUUCUAUAUCACAACAUUAGCACUUCAUACAAAAGCUCUGCAUGAGGGUUUAGUCCUUGUAGCUCCUCCCUCUUACCCCUGUGCCUGACGCGCCCUCUUCACACAGCAAGCACCUCGUUUUACCAACAAACACACACUAGUGACCGGCAUGCCAAUAGUUCUUUGACCUCCAGAGCUUUUUUGUUCAACUUGUUUGCCCAAAUCUGGGGCUAGAAACUGGACUCAAUCACGGUCACUCAAAUGACACUAAAAGACGUCAGAGGUUUAGUUUCAGUGCUUUUGUACUGUGCUCCCCUGCCACAGUAUGUUGUCGUAUGUUUGUUUUGGUUCAUUUUUUGAAUUUUUUUUUUAUUUAGCCAUCUCUGUAUCCAGGUGCUUUGUAACUGUGUUUAGAAAAGUGCCAUAAGAAUAAAACAAUUAUUCACCCUGCUUGCACAUGUAAGGAGGUUUAUGAAUGGUAUUUGAAAAAGGUAAACAAAAGAGAAGAGAUAAAUAAAGUGGUCUCGCAGGUUUUCCCCUCGGUUCCAACAUGCAGAUAAAUAUUUUGCAGCCAUGAGAUCUGUUUUUAAGUUAUCUCUCCCGAAAUGUAAGAAUAUUUUUGCCCUCAUUGAAGAAUUUCUGGGCAUUUAAUUGAUCUAAAACUAGAAAUACCAAAUGUAAAAAACAUAAAGUAUAUAUACAGUAUAUUAUAAUAAUCUUUGGAAAGAACAAGAUUAUUUUACGUUUUCAUUUUAAACAUAAAUGUGGAAAUGAAAAUGAGUGAU
Molecule: messenger RNA, 5160 nt
Organism: Anarrhichthys ocellatus (wolf-eel)
Lineage: Eukaryota; Metazoa; Chordata; Actinopteri; Perciformes; Anarhichadidae
Product: zinc finger protein 585A-like
Exons: 2
Coding region: 424-3507 (1027 amino acids)
Biological process (GO): regulation of DNA-templated transcription
Molecular function (GO): RNA polymerase II cis-regulatory region sequence-specific DNA binding; DNA-binding transcription factor activity, RNA polymerase II-specific
Source: RefSeq, a predicted model, not a curated record